AUGAUAUUCCUUCUUAUUCUUUUAUCUUAAGCCUUUGGUGAUUAAUUAGUAUUAUCAUAAAUUUUAUGGAGAAAUGGUGCAUGUACACCAACUUAUUGUAAUUGGAAAUGCAAGGAAUUUGAAUAAUAGGGAAUUUUGAAUGGAUAAUUGACACCAAUAGGAACAAGAUAACAUUAUGUUCUAGGAUAAUGGCUAAGAAAGAGAUACAUCGAGGAUUUGAAACUCUUGAGUUAGUUUUACAAUGAAGCAGAAAUUUACAUUGAGAGCACAGAUGUUAAUAGAACGAUACUGAGUGCAUUGAGCAAUCUUUAAGGCAUGUAUCCGGCAGGAACAGGGCCAAAAAUAAAUCCAGAUUUGAAUCGCUCUUAUUUACUUCCUCCAAAUUAGAAAGAAUUUGAAGAUUUUGGAGAUGCAGCCCUUCCAGGGUUAUAACAAGCUAUUCCAGUGCAUGUUAGAGAGAAAUAGUUAGAUAUAUAUCUUAAAGGAUAUGAUGCCUUGGCUUGUCCCAGAAAUGAGGAAUUCAGAAACAGCAAUAUCAAUUCUAAACUAUACUACCAAAUUAAUAGUAAGGCUCAAUCCUUAAUAUCAGAUUUUACAUAAUAGUUAGGAAUUGUUGCAUCACAAUUAAACAUUACAGAUUUAUACGAAUAUCAGGACACUUUCGAUUCUUGUGAAUAUAAUGGGUAUGACUUACCGAAACUAAAGGAGAGUACACAGUCAUAAAUGAAACUUCUAUAGUAUCUCUAUUUUUCUCUUGAACAUAAUAUAGAUUUUGAAUAAACUCGUCUUUUAGCUACUCCAUUUUUUAGAAAUUUACUAUUGAACAUUGAGAAUGUUAUUAACAAUCAAACGGAACAUAAAUUCAGAAUCUUUUCUGCUCAUGCUGCUACUGUUCAAUUGAUUUUGAAUGCUCUUAAUCUAACAUCAUUUGAAUGUGUAAAAUAGGUGUAUUUAAAUGAGAAAGUAUAAAAUAAAAACUGUAUCUAUACAUUUCCUGGUUAUGCCAGCAAUAUUAUAUUCGAAUUAUAUAGAAAGUUAGGUCAUGGAAAUUAGUAUUAUGUUUAAGUAUUAUAUAAUGGCACUUUGAUGCCAAUUUGUAAUAAUUAAUAUAAAUGUGAUUAUGAGGAGUUUAAGUCCAGAAUUUAAUUCUAAAAUGUUAAGGAUUAUGAAGAUGAAUGUUUAAUAUCUCCAAAAUUUAAAAAAGAAGCAGCUUCUUUUAUACUUAAGGCAAUUAAUGUAGUAAUAACUAUAUUGUUCAUUAUCUCUUUUUGCAUUAUUUAUUUAUUGAGAAGAUAAAGCAAAUUAGAAGAGUACACAAAAAUAGUUUAAUAAUUUGAUGCUUGA
This is a messenger RNA of Paramecium tetraurelia, 1344 nucleotides long. RefSeq lists its product as uncharacterized. Lineage: Eukaryota; Ciliophora; Oligohymenophorea; Peniculida; Parameciidae. The transcript has 4 exons. Gene Ontology annotation, biological process: dephosphorylation. Gene Ontology annotation, molecular function: phosphatase activity. The record is from RefSeq and is a predicted model, not a curated record.